CAGCUAAGCAACACCGCGUCGUUCAACUUGUGGCUCGUCAGUCGGUGAAUUUGUGCCCGUAUGUGAGAGGGGGGUUUUUCACCUAACACGUUUGCAUGUGCCUUGUGCCAGAGCGAUUGUAUUUUCCCUGGGCCGCGGGAAACGUCAUCUCGAAAGCUCCGGGCUUUUUCUAGUGCGUGUCGGUGUCUAGUAACAGGCAUAGCGAACCCUGUUUUGGCGAAGCCGUGAAAGCCCACCAUCAGUGCCAAUAAUGACCUCUUUAUCACAUCCCUUCAAAGACAGUCCGGAGCCGCUGGAAGUACCCAAGCCGCACGUCGCCAACGUAGAUGCGUUGUACGAAUGGAUUAAGGAUCAACCCCGGUUUCCAAGCUUUUCCAAGAACCAUGCUCACCUUUUCCUUCACGCCUGUCUCUGGAACGUAGAUGACGCGAAGAAGGCGCUCCAGAAGUACGUACAGAUCCACGCGAACUCGCCCGAAAUAUUUGACAACCGGGAUAUCAUGGGAGCGGGCGUGCAGAUGACGCUCAACGCCACGCACAUGGUGGCGCUGCCAAGGACGACCCCAGACGGCUACCGGCUGUUGUACUACCGACUUUCGGAUACCGACCCAUCCAAGAUGAACUUCACCGAGGCAGUCAAGUCCUUCUGCAUGUUCAACGACGCCCAGAUUAGCGUAGACGGUAUCAUGGAAGGCUACAUUGUCAUCUUCGACAUGAAGGGAGUUCGGUUAGGACAUCUGGCGCGAGUCCAGUUCGGGCCGCUGCGUGUCUUCAUGAGCUAUAUUCAGGAUGCACAUCCGGUGCGGCUGAAGAAGAUCUACAUCGUUCACACGGCCUCCUUCAUCAACCAGGUGAUGGCUCUGGUGAAGCCACUCAUCAAGUCGGAACUGCUCGGAUUGCUGCAGUUCACGACCGCCGGUCCGGAGGAGAUCGUCGGUGUGGAAUACUUACCGAAGGAUUUUGGUGGUCCGUUCGAUGAGGUAGCCACGAUGCAUGCUGAGCAAAAGAAACGUCUUGAGACGGAGUUCCGUGAGUGGCUGAUGGAUUCUUGCGCACUUAAGGAGGCUCCUAAGCAGAAGGGCACCAGCUCCACCGCGAUCAAACCACCGGUCAAGGCGUUCCGGGGGUUAGAGAUCGACUAGUUCAGAGCAGCUCUCUUGGAAUAGCAUCGUUCCGCAACAGGUCACAGUGAUAUUAUCGGGGUUUAGCGGACUCAGUAGCUUGGGAAGCUCAACUGCGCCGAACCGACGACAGUUCUUGUGCCGUUCUUGCACUACCCACUACGUUCGCGUAUCCGGGCUUAUAUCCGUGUGUUUUUUGUUUUGAUCGCUUAUCGUAAGGUCGGUUUGAAUGUGUUUUUGUCUGUAUCUAUUCUUCGAGGGCCUGAUUUGGGGCCCCGCGGUAGGAACCACGUUCUAGUUGGAUUUGUAAAUAAAGGCAAUGAAACAAGGACAACGCAGAUGUACUGUUUUUCGUGUAAUAAUUAGAAAACGGAUUUUCAUAAAGCUUCCAUUGAAUUAUUUCUCAGUGUUAAUGCUAAGAAAUUGCAAAAG
Molecule: messenger RNA, 1552 nt
Organism: Anopheles nili
Lineage: Eukaryota; Metazoa; Arthropoda; Insecta; Diptera; Culicidae
Product: alpha-tocopherol transfer protein-like
Exons: 5
Coding region: 251-1141 (296 amino acids)
Cellular component (GO): membrane
Molecular function (GO): phosphatidylinositol bisphosphate binding
Source: RefSeq, a predicted model, not a curated record